CAGGAUCAGAGAACAGUUGUACACCUUGUACUUGUGAUCUAUGUCAAACCUAGCACGAUCAGGGAUCUGAUUACUGAUGAUUUAGAUCAUUAUGGCAGACAACAAAAGUGAACGACAGGACCGACUAAGACAGGUACUCAGUUUACGGGAACUGUACCAUGGGAGGUUCACUCAAGGGGAAAUAAAUGCCCUUCUUGUGAAACACGACUGGAACGAAGGCGAGGUCUUCAGAUUUAUACAGCAAAAUGAGCCACGUGCUGUUCGACAAGUGAUCCAAAGACUAACAGAGGAUGAAAUAAGGGGUAUCCAGAGCGACCGAGAUAUAGCGCGGAAUCUGGCCGACGGAAUAUCUGCUCAUACACGGCUCUUCUCUUGCAAAGAUUGUGACCGUUUCUGGUGGCGGAGAGUACCCAGCAGAAAAGAGGUGUCGAGAUGUCACCGGUGCCAUGUGAAAUAUGACCCAGUGCCUACAGAGAAUGAAUGGGGAUGGGCUAUCUUUAACUGUGAAUGUGGAAAUGAAUUCAGUGGACACGGGCAGAGGAAUGUGGGGAGCGAGUGUUACCAAUGUGGAAAUAUCGCCUUUGCUUCAGAGAUUCGCCCACCAUCUCGUCGUCGAACUAAGCGAACCCGGAACAGGCAUAGCUGUAACGCCCCCGAUUGUGACGGCUCUAGGGAGGAUCUCACAGAGAGUGGGGAUACAGGAGCCACAGGAGGACAGGAAAUAGUAUAUAACCGUAGUUCACCAAGUCAGAACCAAGCGACUAAUGACUAUGUAGCAGGUGGUUAUCAGGGUGGUGCGCCUGGACGAUAUAAAGGAGGACAUUCACACGCAGGAUCUGUCAUCUCGCAUGUUUGUGUCAGUCCGGAGUCGAGACAGGGCAAGCCAAAGGUCAUAUAUGCCAGCUCGAAGCAUGUCAGUUCCGGCUCUACUGUGGACACGUUCCUCGACCAGGGUGACCUCUGUUCCCUAGACUCCUACGUGACGUCAUUGCCCGUUAUUUUGGAAUGGGGCCUUGCAAUGGAAGUUGAAGCAGGCGGAAAUCUCGGUGCAUCAGAUGACCAGUUGCAGCAGGCCAGGCGUCUCCAGGAAUUGUUAACUGGGCGUUUUACUGAAGAAGAAUCUCUCCGAAUACUAGAACACCAUGACUGGGACCUUCAGGCAGCUGUCAGUUUCGUAUUUGAAAGCGAACCACGACAAGUGAGACAGAUAUCAGGGGCAGGAGAAGGGUGGACAGAAAUCCGAGUGGAUCAGAAUGUUAGAAACCUCGCCUACCAAAAUCAUGUUCCCUUCCAAGUACGACAGUUUGCUUGUGAGGAAAACGACAAUGUAUGGUGGAGAAAAGUGCCCACUCGGAAAAUGGUAUCCAAAUGUAAGAAGUGUCAUAGGCGAUAUGAAGCUGUCCCGAAGGAGCGAGAGUGGGGAUGGGCGAGAUUUGAUUGUGAAAAUUGUGGAAACAUGUUCAAUGGAUUCGGCCAGGUGAACAGUACAACCUCGCCCUGUUAUCCAUGCGGUACCGUUUGUAAUGUGGCAGAAGUUAUCCCGCCAUAUCGUCGUGAUAGGACAGGUCGGAGGUCACGACGAAACACCCACACAUGCACGGCACCUAACUGUUACAAUCGAUCAGUAGAUGCCCGAUUCAGACCCACCAGAUGCGUCCAUCCACGAUCUCUGAGACGGCAGGUGGUUCAAUCAAGUCUACGUCACGACAGCACUGGUUCUACCGUAGCCACAUUCCUGAGUCAAGGCGGCCUAGACAUUUUCCAAGACUAUCCAGGGCCACGUAACAUGGCAGAUGUCUCGGAAGGAGGAAGUGACGAAUCUAAUGACAAUUAAUUCUAGCUGUAUAUUAACGACAUUCGAACAUUUAUACGUAGUAAACACAAUGUGAAUGUCCGUUUUUAUGUUUUGCAAUUUUCGUGCUAUAAUUUUAUUCAAUACCGAUUGAAAUGUUCCGACAGUGAAACUUUUAUUAAUCACAUUAUUUAUCAUAUUUUAUCAUAUGAUUAUCAAGAAAAACUUUUUACUUCAAAAUCUGAAUGCAUUAAAAGCGCAAUACUCGGUUACUUAAUAUUCGCAAUGCAUCUGCAUAAUAAUGACAUCACACACUAUUUCUAUACCAGUGACUUCUAUUUUUGUGUUAUGAUAUACAGUUUCUUGUAGAAAGCACAACCCUGAUUUACAGGGAAAUCGUGAUCAAAACGCGUGACAGAAUAAACACCCUCGCGAGCGUGAAAUAAAAUCAUUGAAUCAUUGAUCUAGAGAUAUUAUUUAAUAGUAAAACUGCGUGGACUGAAUGACGAACAUCAAUGAGGAAGUAUUAUUGUGUGUUGUAAGCAUCCAUCAGUGUCAUUAGGAUAUUCUAUAUAAAACACUGUAAAUGUGUGUUUGCACUUUCAGUGUUGAAUCGAUGCUUGUUUGUGUUUUCUAUUUGUGCAUAUGUUUCGACAUUGAUUUGAACGUUCAGAGGAUUAGGAAAUUCAGAUAGCAUCAUAAAUGAAAAGGCAAUAGCCUUUCAAGUAGGUGUUUGGAUGAUAUAACAAAUAGAAGCAAGGUGGUUGAAAAAAUAACCAUACACUUUAAAGAGUAUAGUCAUACCUGUCUAUAAAGGUCACUCAAGAUAGCAGAGAUAUUUACCUUUAUAGACAGAUGUCCUCUCUUCAUGUACUUGUAUAUUUACAAUGAAUUGUUCUACAUUGGUAGAUUAGAUUCGUCACUGCCCUUUCACCGAGGAGGCCGGGGUUCGAUUCUCAGAACGGACGUGAAAAUGUAUUAACCACGUGGGUUUUCCCGGGUACUCCAAUUUCCUCCCUCGGGCGCUUCCAUGCGAUCUAGCAAGCGUGAUUAAUAUAAGUCCGUUUAACUUGUUUCGAAAUUGUUGUGAAAUAAAUAAAGUUUCCAUUUACAUUUA
Pecten maximus is the source of this 2909-nucleotide messenger RNA. RefSeq lists its product as uncharacterized. Gene Ontology annotation, molecular function: sequence-specific mRNA binding; ribosome binding. The record is from RefSeq and is a predicted model, not a curated record. NCBI's taxonomy places the organism in Eukaryota, Metazoa, Mollusca, Bivalvia, Pectinida, Pectinidae. The transcript has 15 exons. Gene Ontology annotation, biological process: viral translational frameshifting; innate immune response. The coding region runs from base 92 to 1834 and encodes 580 amino acids.